AGCAGCCGUCCCUUCACAGCCUCCGAAGGUGCCCGCUUCCCUUCGGGAGCUUCCGCCAAUCGGGAGGCAAUCUUGGAGGCGGUAUUUGACCUGUCCAAAGACAACUUGAUACCUCUAUAAUGUAACAGAAAAUAUCAUAAAAUAUUAAGCAAGUAGCAGUGUGGAGCAUAUUAAGCAAGAUGAACAUCUCGGGAAGCAGCUGUGGACGCCCUAACUCUGCAGAUAUAUCUAGUGACUUUAAGGACCUUUGGACAAAACCGAAAGAGUGUCAUGAGAGAGAAGUACAAGGAUUACAAGUAAAAGUAACCAAGCUAAAAAAGGAGCGAGUUUUAGAUGCACAAAGACUAGAAGAAUUCUUCACCAAAAAUCAGCAGCUAAGGGAGCAGCAGAAAGUCCUCCAUGAAACGAUUAAAGUUUUAGAAGAUCGGUUAAGAGCAGGAUUAUGUGAUCGCUGUGCAGUAACUGAAGAACAUAUGCGGAAAAAACAGCAAGAGUUUGAAAAUAUCCGGCAGCAGAAUCUUAAACUUAUUACAGAACUUAUGAAUGAAAGGAAUACCCUACAGGAAGAAAAUAAAAAGCUUUCUGAACAACUGCAGCAGAAAACUGAAAAUGAUCAACAGCAUCAAGCAGCUGAGCUUGAAUGUGAGGAAGACAUUAUUCCAGACUCACCGAUAACAGCCUUCUCAUUUUCUGGCGUUAACCGGCUGCGAAGAAAGGAGAACCCCCAUGUCCGAUACAUAGAACAAACACAUACUAAAUUGGAGCACUCUGUGUGUGCAAAUAAAUUGAGAAAAGUUUCCAAGUCUUCAGCUCAUCCACAACAUAAUCCUAAUGAAAAUGAAAUUCUAGUAGCUGACACUUAUGAUCAAAGUCAAUCUUCAAUGGCCAAAACACAUGGAACAAGCAGCUAUACCCCUGAUAAGUCAUCUUUUAAUUUAGCUACAGUUGUUGCUGAAACACUUGGACUUCGUGUUCAGGAAGAAUCUGAAACUCAAGGUCCCAUGAGUCCCCUUGGUGAUGAGCUCUACCACUGUCUGGAAGGAGAUCACAAGAAACAGCCUUUUGAGGAGUCUACAAGAAAUACUGAAGAUCGUUUAAGAUUUUCAGAUUCUACUUCAAAGACUCCUCCUCAAGAAGAAUUGCCUACUCGAGUAUCAUCUCCUGUAUUUGGAGCUAUCUCUAGUAUGAAAAGUAGUUUAGAUUUGAAUACAAGUUUGUCCCCUUCUCUUUUAGAAACUGGGGGAAAAAAUCAUGUGAAAACACUUCCUUUUAGCAACACUUGCAUUUCUAGAUUAGAAAAAAACAGAUCAAAAUCUGAAGAUAGUGCCCUUUUCACCCAUCAUAGUCUUGGGUCUGAAGUAAACAAGAUCAUUAGCCAGUCAUCUUCUAAUAAACGGAUACUUAUAAAUAAAAAUGUAAGUGAAUCCACAGGUGAACAGGAUAGGACUGAUCACUUUAAAGAGUCUAACACUGAUAAACAUUUGGAGCCCCUGAAAUCACUGGGAGGCCGAACAUCCAAAAGGAAGAAAAGUGAGGAAGAAAGUGAACGUGAAGUAAACUGCCCCCAAGCUUCUUUUGAUAAAGAAAAUGCUUUCCCUUUUCCAAUGGAUAAUCAGUUUUCCGUGAAUGGAGACUGGAUGGACAAACCUCUGGAUCUGUCUGAUCGAUUUUCAGCUAUUCAGCAUCAAGAGAAAAGCCAAGGAAGUGAGAACUCUAAAACCAGAUUUAGGCAAGUGACUCUUUAUGAGGCUUUGAAGCCUAUUCCAAAGGGUUUUUCCUCAAGCCGUAAGGCCUCAGGUGGCAACUGCACAUUGCCCAGAGAUUCCCCAGAUGAGCCCUGUUUACAGGAAUGCAUCAUCCUUCAGCCCUUGAGUAAAUUCUCUCCAGACAAUAAACCAACAUUACAGAUAAAAGAAGAAAAUACUGUCUUCAAAAUUCCUCUACGUCCACAUGAAAGUUUGGAGACAGAGAAUGUUUUAGAUGACAUGAAGGGUGCUGGUUCUCAUGAGCCAAUAAAAAUUAAGACCAGGUCAGUCCAUGGAGGAUGUGAACUUGCAUCAGUUCUUCAGUUAAAUCCAUGUAGAAUUGGUAAAAUAAAAUCUCUACAAAACAACCAAGACGUAUCCUUUGAAAAUAUCCAGUGGAGUAUAGAUCCGGGAGCAGACCUUUCUCAGUAUAAAAUGGAUGUUACUGUAAUAGAUACAAAGGAUGACAGUCAGUCAAAAUUAGGAGGAGAGACAGUGGAUACGGACUGUACGUUGGUUAGUGAAACCGUUCUUUUAAAAAUGAAGAAGCAAGAGCAGAAGGGAGAAAAAAGUUCAACUCAUGGUGAUAAACAGGACAAAGUCAAGCAGAAAGCAUUUGUGGAGCCAUAUUUUAAAGAUGAUAAAAGAGAGACUAGCUUGCAAAAUUUUCCUCAUAUUGAGGUGGUUCGGAAAAAAGAGGAGAGAAGAAAACUGCUUGGGCACACAUGUAAGGAAUGCGACAUUUAUUAUGCAGAUAUGUCAGCAGAAGAAAGAGAAAAGAAGUUGGCUUCCUGCUCAAGACACCGAUUCCGCUACAUUCCACCCAACACACCAGAGAAUUUUUGGGAAGUUGGUUUUCCUUCUACUCAGACUUGUAUGGAAAGAGGUUAUAUUAAGGAAGAUUUUGAUCCUUGUCCUCGUCCAAAAAGACGUCAGCCUUACAACGCAAUAUUUUCUCCAAAAGGCAAGGAGCAAAAGACAUAGAUGUUGAAAAAGAAAUAGAAGGAUGGAGGACAGUUUUUUCCUUCUUAGUUAUUUAUAGUUAAAGUUGGUAUUAAACACUAAUGUUUUUGAUCUUCUGUAAAUGGAUCUAUAAAUCAGUUUUCUAUUGAAAAUGUUUGUGGUAUUUUGCUUUUGCACCUUUAAGACAACAAGGUGCUUUCAUUUUGCACUCUAACUUGAGUUGUUUAUUCACUUUAUGUAGUAAUACCUAAUAAAAUUUUGAAAAU
Messenger RNA from Saimiri boliviensis boliviensis (Bolivian squirrel monkey), 2974 nucleotides. Its product is annotated as DNA endonuclease RBBP8. Gene Ontology annotation, biological process: DNA repair; DNA double-strand break processing involved in repair via single-strand annealing. The record is from RefSeq and is a predicted model, not a curated record. Lineage: Eukaryota; Metazoa; Chordata; Mammalia; Primates; Cebidae. Gene Ontology annotation, molecular function: damaged DNA binding.